This is a messenger RNA of Cydia strobilella, 7966 nucleotides long. RefSeq names its product multidrug resistance protein homolog 49-like. Lineage: Eukaryota; Metazoa; Arthropoda; Insecta; Lepidoptera; Tortricidae. The transcript has 25 exons. Bases 175 to 4164 code for a protein of 1329 amino acids. Gene Ontology annotation, molecular function: ABC-type oligopeptide transporter activity; ATP hydrolysis activity; ATP binding. Gene Ontology annotation, cellular component: membrane. Gene Ontology annotation, biological process: transmembrane transport. The record is from RefSeq and is a predicted model, not a curated record.
AAUUCCCUCAGUUCGUUGCCAACAACUGCCCUAGGUUGUCGCGGCUGUCCCCGCGCAUGAGCGGGUCGUUCGAAAACACGUCCUUAUGACGGAGGUAAACGAUUGUGUACCUACGUGUUACAAGUGUUAUCGGGAUAAUAAUUUCUAUAGAAUAUUAGAGCGGUUGACCCGAGAAUGAAACGUGAUGAGUCUGUAAGGAGCAUCAGAAGAUACUCGGGCCAGCGGCGUGUGAGCGCCCAGGGGCCCGCGUUGGGCAUCGGCUGGCGGCAGAACUCUCUUACUAUCAGCACUCUCGCCCAGCAGAACGCUUACUUGACUGAAAAGCUACAAGAAGAAGAACCGGAAUACGGUCAAGCGACAUCUUUUACCCAAUUAUUCAGAUUCGCAAAACCAUGGGAGCUCUUCCUCCUCUUCUUGGGCGUUAUCCUGGCGAGCCUGAACGGCUUGUCGGUGCCGGUCGGCGUCAUCGUGUACGGCGAGUUCACGUCGCUGCUCAUCGACCGUACCGUCAUGACCGGCACUUCAACGUCCACGUGGUCUAUUGCGCUCUUCGGCGGUGGACGAGUCCUCACGGAUGCGAGCCCUGAAGAGAACCGUAAGGCGCUGGUCGAGGACUCUCAGGCGUUCGGCAUCGGCUGCGCUACAUUCGCGUUACUACAGUUCAUCGUGGCAGCUAUAAGCGUCGAUCUGUUUAAUUACGUGGCGCUUAAACAGAUUGUCAGAGUGAAGGAGAAGUUCCUACGAGCUGUACUUCGCCAAGAUAUAUCUUGGUAUGACAUGAACACGACCAUGAAUUUUGCAACCAAAGUAUCAGACGAUGUAGAAAAAUACCGCGACGGUAUCGGCGAGAAGAUCCCCAUGCUCGUGUACCUGGUGAUGUCGUUCGUCACCGCCAUCGUCAUCUCACUGUACUACGGCUGGGAGCUAACGCUCGUGGUGUUGUCCUGCACACCUAUCAUCAUCGCCACCACGGCGGUGGUCGCCAAGGUCCAAUCGUCCCUGACGACGCAAGAGUUGAAAGCGUACAGUGUGGCUGGUGUUAUUGCCGAGGAGGUGCUUUCGGCCAUUCGGACCGUCGUCGCUUUCGGGGGCGAAGCCAAGGAAAUAAAAAGAUAUGAGGUUCUCCUCGAACCAGCCAAAAAAACGGGAAUGAGGAAAGGCAUGUUCUCUGGCAUCGGCAGCGGGGUGAUGUGGCUGAUCAUAUACGCCACCUACGCCCUGUCAUUCUGGUAUGGCGUGUGGCUGAUCCUAGGGAGCAGGCUAGAUCCAACGCCGACGUACACGCCUGCCGUGCUGAUGAUAAUAUUCUUCAGUAUCCUCCAAGGCGCUCAGAACGUGGGUCUGACCUCGCCCCACCUGGAAGCUAUCUCGAGUGCCCGUUCGUCGGCUGGCUCCAUUUUUGAAGUGCUGGACAGAAAGCCGGCCAUAGACAGUCUCUCUACUGAAGGAGCGAAACCUGAGCUGGGAGGGGACUUGGAGCUAAAAGAUGUGUAUUUUAGGUACCCCGCAAGGUCUGAUGUCAGUGUCCUCAACGGGAUAAAUCUAAAGAUCAACCCGAACGAGACCGUAGCGCUCGUCGGGUCCAGCGGCUGCGGCAAGUCCACAGUCCUGCAGCUCCUUCAACGGAUGUACGACCCCGAUUCAGGGUCCGUUACGGCUUCGGGCCAUGACCUCAGGAAUAUCAACGUGAGGCAUCUUAGGAACCAUAUUGCUGUGGUGGGACAGGAGCCAGUGCUGUUUGCGGGUACUAUUAUGGAGAAUAUAAGGAUGAGUAACCCCUCGUGUACGGACCAGGAAAUAUACGUAGCUGCAAAACAAGCAUACUGCCAUGCUUUUAUCAAGAAACUGCCGGACGGCUACAACACACUAAUCGGCGAAAGAGGCGCCCAGCUAUCCGGAGGCCAGAAGCAAAGGAUAGCCAUAGCUAGGGCUCUAGUGCGGAGGCCUAAGAUCCUGCUGCUGGACGAGGCCACGUCGGCGCUGGACUCGCACAGCGAGGCCAAGGUGCAGCGCGCGCUGGACGCCGCGGCGCACGGCCGGACCACCGUUAUGGUCAGCCACAGAUUGGCCACCGUCCUGAACGCGCACCGCAUCAUAUUCAUCGACAAAGGCGAGGUGGUGGAGGAAGGCACCCACGAAGAACUGUUGAAGCUAAAGGGCCGCUAUUAUCAGCUGGUACUCAUGAACGAGCCUAGUAUGGCGCCGGGUGCUGAGGAUCAGGCUGGAAAGGACCCGGGGAAACACGCCAAAGUCCGAAGACCAAAACUCGAGAAACUAGCAUCAGUGGAGUCGAUACAAAGCACAGCUUCGCAAGACUCAGGGUCGGAAGACAGUCUGCCGAUGGAAGAACAAGGUCCUAAGGAGUAUAAACCUUCGACCUGGCAGAUCCUGAAGCUGUGUGAACCAGAGAAAUGGCUGAUGGUGGCUGGGAUAGUCGCGGCCAUUGCUGUUGGCGCGUCUUUUCCAAUGUUCGCUAUAUUGUUUGGUGAAACUUAUGGGUUGUUAGAAAGCACCAACGAGCGCUACGUAAUGAGUGAAACCAACAAGAUAGCGUUAAUGUUCAUUGGCGUGGGAAUCCUCACGGGCGUCGGCAUAUUCCUGCAGAUCUACAUCUUCAACGUAACGGGCGUGCGGCUCACUGCGCGGCUAAGGGUUGCAGCAUUUGCCGCUAUGUUAAAGCAGGAGAUUGGAUGGUUCGACGACUCGGCGAACGGCGUGGGCGCUCUGUGUGGUCGACUCGCCGGCGACGCCGCCGCCGUGCAAGGGGCGACCGGCACCCGAAUCGGCGCUCUAAUGCAAGCCGGUGCAACAAUAAUCAUCGGCAUCGCGCUCUCCAUGUACUUCACGUGGAAGAUGACCCUGGUCUCGCUGGUGUCCGUGCCCAUGGUCAUCGGCGCCGUGGUGCUGGAGGGCCGCGUGCUGGCCGAGGGCAUAAGCAUCAUGCUGAAGGCCUCGCAAAAAGCGACUACUAUAGCGACGGAGGCCAUCUCUAACAUUAGAACGGUGUCGGCGUUCUGUGGCGAGGAAGGCGUGAUCCAACGCUACGUGGAGGCGGGUCGGGCGGCCGCGAAGACCGCUAUUAAAAGCGUUCGCUGGCGCGGCUGCGUGUUCGCCUUCGGGCAGACCGCUCCCGUCGCUGGCUACGCUCUAUCGCUGUGGUACGGCGGCGUACUCGUUGCCAACCGAGAGGUGCCGUACAAGGAUGUCAUCAAGGUAUCAGAAGCCCUCGUGUUCGGCUCCUGGAUGAUGGGGCAGGCGCUGGCGUUCGCGCCCAACUUCGGGGCGGCAGUGUUGGCGGCCGGUCGGGUCUUCCAACUGCUGGAGCGCAAGCCGCUCAUCGACAGCACACACGCUCCGUCCGUGCCCGAAGACUAUGUCGCCAAAGGAAAGAUUCAGUACAAGAACAUAAGAUUCCGCUACCCGACCCGCAUGGAGGUGGAAGUGUUGCGUGGACUUUCACUGGAGAUCCCUAGUGGCAAAAGGAUAGCGCUGGUGGGCCCGAGUGGCUGUGGAAAGUCUACGUUGAUGCAACUGCUGCAGAGAUUAUACGAUCCGGAGGACGGGAUGGUGUAUUUGGACGACUACAGCGUCACCGCAGAUAUGCGCUUGUCUACUCUCCGCCGCAACCUCGGCAUCGUCUCGCAGGAGCCAGUCCUCUUCGACCGCACUAUAGCGGAAAACAUUGCAUAUGGAGAUAAUACGAGGACAGUUCCGAUAGAACAGAUAGUGCAGGCAGCUAAGGAAGCUAAUGUACAUUCAUUUAUUGCUGCUUUACCUAAGGGCUACGAAACCCGUAUUGGCGCCCGGGCUUCACACCUCUCCGGCGGUCAGAAGCAGAGAAUAGCCAUUGCCCGGGCACUGGUUCGCAACCCACGGGUCUUAUUACUGGACGAGGCAACGUCAGCGCUUGAUACGCAUAGCGAAAAGAUUGUCCAAGAAGCCCUUGACAAAGCGAGCGAAGGUCGCACCUGCCUCAUCAUCGCUCAUCGCCUCGCAACCAUCCAGAACGCGGACAUGAUCGUGGUGGUCGACCAGGGCGUGGUCGCGGAAAAGGGCACGCAUAAGGAGCUGAUCGCGCUCAAGGGGAUCUACGCGCGGCUUUAUGAGCUGCAGGUCGGCAUCGUUGAGGAGAGCGAGGAGAAUUUAGCUGGUGAAACUGCAUAAAAUGCUGGGCAUUUUCACUUAAAAGUGUACCAUUUACUUUUAUUCGGAAAUCCAUCAACUUUUGGGUUAUUUUUACUCAGAAUCACGAGGAAAAAAAGUCCCCAAGAAAAUGUCAGUUUUGUAACGCAUACAUUCAUUUUGUAUGUACCGUUACAAAACUGACACCCAACAUUUUUAUAAAAAACUGGGUACACUUUUUUUCUUGGUCUUUCAAUAGUACUCGUGAUUCUGUGUCUAAAUAUCCCAAAAGUUGAUCGUUUUUGGUACAAUUUUUUCUCAAAACCCCCUGAUACUAAGUGCAAGGUCUGAAUGGACGCUCGAGUUGGGCGUGCAGCGGGGCGGGGCGUGCGGCGUGCAUAUUAAACAAGUGCAAACGUAGAGGAGCGGCCUUAGUGCACGCUGCUCACAUCACUUGUGAGCCCGACGCCACGCUGCACGCCCCGCUGAACGCUCCGCUUCGAGGCCUGAGCCUUACACUAAUGGUGAUGAAUACAGCCUACCACGAGGCAGCUUACUACUUAAUUGUUCAGUCUACUUUUGUGUUCUAUUGAAAAAGCCUGGGAUAACUGAUUUUGUCUCACUAAAUAAAGUAAUUGUACUUUUUUACCUAUUGUAAGAUCAAAAUAGUAAGUUCUUUCAAAAAACGUUAUUUGUGGAUAUUUGUAUUGUAUGUUAUAUUAUAUCCCUAUAAUAGUUCGUAUUCAUUUUUAAAGUGGCCAUGAAAUAUUGCGGCUGGGUGGACCUAGGGUACCUAUUAUUUAUAAAGUUCCUACCUAUCCUACAUUCCUAUAGUCAUUCCCUAAACAUUUUGGCGGUAUAAUAAUUAUUUACCCUAUGUCUUUAUUAGCUGGUAAAGCAAAUGAUUGUACUUAUACUAGAGUCUUUUGUUUCCCAUAAAGUUUUGUCGUAAUGUAUUGUUUGUCCGCAUUUUCGUUAGUCAUAAUUUGGUUUCUCAGAAACUCGUAACUUUUCAGGAUUGCCAUAAAACAAACCUAGCCUAACCUAUCUAUAAGAUAACUUUACGAAAAAACUGAAAAGUUAACGGUUUCAGAAUUAUGACUAAUGAUAAUCUGACCAUCAUUACAUUAUGACUUUCAAUAAUUAUGUCAAACAAAGGGAUCCGACUUAUACUAUGAUAAAAACCGUGACUUUCACGAAUUGGAUAAAAUGGUAUUGCUUUAUUUCUUAAAAUCAUAUAUCCGAGUAAUGUUUUGUAGGUACAUAAGUAGGUACCUACCUACGUAGUGUCAUGUUCUAAUCCCACACUCCCUAUAUUCAUUCCCUUAAAAAUACGUAUGAUACGUACCUACGCUGCAUACUUAUUUGACUUCCCCUUCAAACAAAUUUCUAUGCAGGGGGGUCAGAUCUCUGCAGCUGACAUGUACAUCUUUUCAGAACAAUCGUGUUUUUGCCUUUGCCUUACCUGUGUUUUUGGAUAAAAUAUGAGAAGGGGCGUUCCAGAGAAGUGUGGAGAGUACGUGGCGCAAUUUUUUUAACACUUCUGAUAAAGUUAAGAAGCCGAUAUUUGACAUGAUAACGUUUGAUAACCUAGCUUAACCCUUAAAUGCAUGAUUUUUUGUAUAACUUUUUAAUAAAUUGAAAUAGAUGUGUCAUGUUGUAUAGAUUGAGGGAAAAAUAAAGAAAAAAAUCAUAGUAUUUAAAAAAACAUAUAUUUUUUACGAUGCAUAUAUACAUCAUUAUGCAUUUAAGGGUUAAAUUCAACGGUAUAUAAUACAGAUUUCUGCAGGUUGGUAGCUGCCAUAAUAUGCGUCACGUCUCCUACAGAAUAGACCAUUUUGUGAAAUGCCCCUGAAUGCCUUUAAUUAUGGUACCUACAGUGUUUGUGCUUAAGAAUAAUGUGUUUUUGAAAUGUUACUUACAUAUAAAUUAUAUCAUCAUUGUGAAAAUUAUUUAUAAUGUAAUAAUGCCGGUAUGCCACCUUUUCACGGCACCCAUCUUGAACCAAUUUUGAGUGUCAACUCAUCAACUGUUUGCGAUUGACUGUACAUAAGUGUUAUAUAGUUUGUAAAUAUUCUGAUAUAUUUUUUAACUCAGUCGUACUUGUUUUUAGUUGUUUAAGUCAGAAAGGGAGACGUUUCAUUUCUGAUUACAACCUAGGGUGAAUUAGGGCACUACUGGUCAUUUUCCCUGAUUCGCCAUUUUAACGAAAAUGGCGAUGGAAAUUGACGAAUCAAAGAUUUUGAUGGCAUUGACAAAUUAGUGAAACUGACAAUUAACGAAAAUGGCGAAUCUCUCCCUAAGGUGAACUCCCUGGGUGACUGCUAUAGUUAUUGCCCCCUCCAUAGUUAUUGGCAACUCUUAACAAGCCAAAUAGAAAUAAAGAAACAAGGCAAAAGUCUUAUUGUUAAGAGUGGUCAAUUACUAUGGAGGGGCCAAGAAUUAUAACAGUCACCCUACUUAUUAAUACUUAGACACUUUUUUGCGCUUAAGUAUGUAAUAACGAAAAUCGAAAAUUAUUGCUUUUUUCUAAAAGUUUGUCACUGUCAAAAAUUAUAUAUUACGUAGCUCUGUUUACAAAAUUAAAUAUAAUUGGUCAAACCAAAUUAUAUAUUAUUUAUUAAGUAAGGAAACUAAUGUUCGGAGUGAGCAAUGAACACAAAUUGUAUAGGAUUUAAAAUUUUAUGAAAUAAUAUGUUCUUUUUCAUUUCCUUUCUAAACAAAAAUCGCUGAGCUCUAAGGCGGUUAAUUUAAUAUGACAUAGAACUAUAUCCAUAUUCUUCGAAUUGUGUAAAAUCAUGAAAAAUGUUUUCAUAAAUAAUUGUAUGCAUUUUCAUAGCUGUAGGUGUGUUUGACAAGAACAAACUUGAUAGUUUUAUAACAUAGCUCCGUGUGACACGUCGUGCUCAAGUAUCAAGUAAGGUGGUCAAAUCUUAUCACAUUGGAUGCUUAAUUGCUUAUCCGCACUCCACUCCGGUGUGCGAGCGGGACAUUCGCUAUACAGGGUGAAAUUUUAACUACCGUUCAUACUCUGCGUAGUGACUUUAUAGGUCAUACCGAGCAACUUUUAUUAUAGGACCAAUGCCGACAUCGCGAAUAAAAUUUUGGCUGUCCCAUAGAAAUCAGCGGCUGAUGUGAUCAUCAGCCGGAAUGUAUGAAACAGCCAAAAAUUUUUCCGCGAUUUCGGCAUUGGUCCCAUAAUAAAAGUUGUUCAGUAUGAACCUAUAAAAUCACUACGUAGAGUAUGAACGGUGUGGUUAAAAUUUCAUACUGUAUACAGGCUGGCUAAAAAUAGGUGCAUUCCCGUUGCCAGGGAGGUUUGGGAUUAUACUGAGCAACUUUUACUAUGGGACCAACCACGAAAUCGCAAAAAAAAAUUACCCUCCCAUAGAAAAUGGACCAGCCAAAAUGUAUGAAACAGCCAAAUUAUUGUAAACUCGCGCGCCUAGAAGAUGUUGAUGUCAACUUUAGCCAUUCUUCUUCGAGACCACGGGGACAACGCCGUCCUCAAAACGUCGGAGGUGAAUUUAAAACUUAGUUUACGCGAUUAAGUCCCGUCGUUGUGAAUAACAAUGAGCCAAAUUAUUUUUCGCGUUUCCGUGGUUGGUCCCAUAGUAAAAGUUGCUCAGUAUAAUCCCAAAACCUCCCUGGCAAUGGGAAUGUACUUAUUUUUAGCCACGGUGAAUACGAGCAUACCUAUAGCGUUGUCUCGCACUUACACUGGAGCGUCGUGAGUAUAUGGUUCAGUGUGAUAAUCGCGUAAUGACGUUGAAAUAUUUUUAUAACUGUUUGUUUUGUAGCAUUGUAUUGUAACUCAUUAGGUAUAGUAAUAUAAAUUAUAUAU